Oncorhynchus kisutch (coho salmon) is the source of this 4811-nucleotide messenger RNA. RefSeq names its product Janus kinase and microtubule interacting protein 3 (gene jakmip3). NCBI's taxonomy places the organism in Eukaryota, Metazoa, Chordata, Actinopteri, Salmoniformes, Salmonidae. Gene Ontology annotation, molecular function: kinase binding; microtubule binding. The record is from RefSeq and is a predicted model, not a curated record. The coding region runs from base 524 to 3073 and encodes 849 amino acids. The transcript has 23 exons.
CUCUUUUGUGCCUCCUCCCUUUUUGUGAUGAAUCAUUAUCCUCUCUCUGCCUGUGUUAUUUCAGGGAUUGUGGGUGCUGCUGUAUGUGGAGGCUAGUUAGUCAGGGAUUGCAUGCAGGCAGCCUCCCAUCUUUAUACUCCAUUAUCAGAGAGAGCGAGAGAGAGAGAGAUGAGGGCUGUGACUCAGGGAAGCAGAACUGGCUGUACGGUAGAGACACUAGAGAGAUAGACAUGCAGAAGACUGUGUUCGUUUUAGGAGAAUGUGCCACAGCUCAUAGCAGAAAAUGGCGAUUCUAGCACAGUUCCCCAGCUAAGGCAGGCAAGGGAGCAGACAGACAGACAGCGUUCACGUCACAAACUGGAUCAUGGUUUUAAGGUGGACCAGAAGAUGUAGCUGAGGACAACAGGCUGACAGAAGGCUGAAGACACUAGAGAAGGUUCUCAGGUGCUUCCUCCGGAGAGAGGGGGAGGGGUGGGGGGGGCGGGGGCUUGGUCCCUUGGAGCACCACCUCCAGAGCUUCACCAUGUCCAAGAAGUGGCCCGGGGGGGCCGGGGGGGCUGGGGGCCGAGGCAAGAUGGAGAGAGCCGAUACGUUGGCGGCCCUGCAGGCUGCCAAUGAAGAUCUGAGGGCCAAACUCACAGACAUCCAGAUAGAACUACAGCAGGAGAAAAGCAAGGUUAGUAAGCUGGAGAGAGAGAAGAGCCAUGAGGUGAGACAUGAGCAACACAAGUCUACAGUGGUGGUGACUGAGCUGAAGGCCAAGCUCCACGAGGAGAAGACUAAGGAGCUCCAGGGGCUCAGGGAGACGCUGCUACGGACCCACGAGCUGGAGCUGAUGAGGGUUAUCAAGAUCAAAGACGGAGAGAUCCAGAGACUACAGGCGCUGGUUAAUGCGCUGCGAGAUGGAUCCACAGACAAGGUGAAGACGGCUCUGUUUGCGGAGGCACGUGAGGAGGCCAGGCGUGGUUUUGAGGGGGACAGGAGCAGACUACAGCAGGAGAUCUAUGAGCUGAAGGGCAUGAAGAGACAGAUGGAGGAAGCUCUGAACUUGGCCGUCCAGGCAGACAAGACCAAGGCUGCUGAGAUACGGUCCGUCUAUCAUGUACACCAGGAGGAGAUCACCCGCAUCAAGAGGGAGUGUGAGAGGGAGAUACGCAGACUGAUGGAUGAGAUUAAGGUAAAAGACAGAGCAUGCUGUGUGCUGGGGAAGGAGCUGGGUGUUCAGGCUGGACACACUCAGAGGCUCCAGCUGCAGAAGGAGGCUGUGGAUGAGCAGCUAGCCCAGAUCAGAAGCAGGGAGGUUGGGGCAGGAGGACACCUCCACAGCCCAAAACGAGACGCUCCUUACCCCAGUGGUGCAGGAGACACCUCAGAGAGCCUCGAACAGCAGUUGGAUGAGAAGGACGUGCGACGCUUCCAACUGAAGAUCGCUGAGCUGAGUGCCGUCAUCCGCAAACUGGAGGACCGCAACGCCCUCUUGUCAGAGGAAAGAAAUGAACUGCUGAAGCGCCUAAGAGAGGCAGAGAGCCAGUUUAUGCCCCUGCUGGACAAGAACAAGAGGCUGAGCAGGAAGAAUGAGGAGCUGGCCCACGCAUUCAGACGCAUGGAGAACAAACUACGCUUCAUUACAGAGGAGAACAUGGAAAUGAGAGAGAAGGUAGCCACCAAAAGACGUCCCAGCUCUCUAAACGACCUUGAUCAGAGUCAGGAGGAGAGAGAGAUCGAGUUCCUCAGACUGCAGGUUCUGGAACAGCAGAAUAUUAUUGACGACCUGUCAAAGGCACUGGAGACAGCUGGAUACGUGAAGAGUGUGAUUGAAAGAGAUAUGCUGCUGAGGUACAGACGACAGGGCAGCAUAGGGAGGAAGAAGGCCAUCAGGCCGUGUAAACCGGUGGUAGAGACGUUCUUUGGUUACGAUGAAGAGGCUUCUAUAGACUCAGACGGUUCCUCCAUCUCCUUCCACACAGACAGGACACCGUGCACACCAGACGAUGACCUGGAGGAGGGUAUGAUCAGGGAGGAGACAGAGAUGAGGUUUCAUCAGUUGACCAUGGAGUACCAGGCUCUUCAGAGAGCCUAUGCACUUCUACAGGAGCAGGUGGGGGGCACGUUUGAUGCAGAGAAGGAAGUCAAGACAAGAGAACAGUUGCAAGCAGAGCUUAUUCUCUACCAAACCAGAAUACAGGACCUGGAGUGUGUUCUGUCCCAGCAAGGACAGGAUAUGAAGUGGAUCGAGGAGAAACAAGCCCUGUAUCAAAGAAAUCAAGAACUUAUAGAGAAGAUCAAGCACAUGGAAACAGAGGAGUCACGUUUAAAAAACGAAUUUCAGGACGCCAGAGACCAAAAUGAACUCCUGGAGUUCCGGAUCCUUGAACUUGAAGAGAGGGAGAGGAGAUCUCCAGGAAUCAACUUCCACGACAUCCACUUCUGUGAAGGCAUCAGUCCACUGCAGGUGUACUGUGAGGCCGAGGGAGUCACAGACAUCAUCAUCACAGAGCUAAUGAAAAAGCUAGAUAUACUGGGGGAUAAUGCCGUAAGUAACCUAUCCAAUGAGGAGCAGGUGGUGGCCAUUCACGCCAGGACCGUCUUAACGCUAGCAGAGAGGUGGCUUGAGAAUAUAGAGGUCACCAAAACAGCUUUAGCACAGAAAAGGAUGGACAUUGAAAGUGAGAAGCAUGUGUUCAGUAAACAGAAAGGCUAUCUGGAUGAGGAGUUGGACUACAGGAAACAGUCCGUGGCUGAGGCUCACAAGAGGAUCUUGGAGCUAGAGGCAAUGCUGUUUGAUACCCUGCAACAGGAUGCGGGGGCCAAGAUGUCAGAGAUGCUGUCGGACGACGAGAGGGAGACACUGCGUCGGGCGGUUGAGCAGUGGAAGAGAGGAGUCAUGAUGGAGCUCAGAGAGAGGGACUCACAGAUCCUCAGGGAGAGAAUGGACAUGCUACAGCACUCACAGCAGAGAAUCAAAGAGCUGGAGGAAUGGAUAGCAGCUCAGAAAAGACAGAUAAAGGAACUAGAAGAAAAGUUUUUAUUUUUAUUUUUGUUUUUUUCUUUAGCCUUCAUUCUUUGGUCAUAGUUCUCCAGGGAAGCCAGAGCAAUUCACAGGUUUCCAGAUUGCCUUGUACAUUGUGUUUCAAGAGGACAGGAUUUGGAAUCCAAGAUGGCUCCCAGUGUUCCUGAAAGUCUUUUCGGAGACUUCUUCACACGAGAAACCAGUCAACUAUGCUGCAACACUGACUUUAGAUAGAAUUCUAUCACCAUGGUUUCUUUUGUUAAAAAAACGUUUUUUAUUUUUUAUUUUUUUAACUUCAGUAACCUUUCAAACCUGACUGCUGUCCCUCGUUAGUGAUGAUGAUGAUGAUGACGUCUCGAUGGAACACUCUAUGGAAGAGUUCCUCUUUAUGGAUGAAGACUUCAGUGGAAUUGAAGAACUCUUAAUAAAUGGGAGUGUUUCGUGUCUUCUUUUCCCUGCUGAGCAGGUGGUGCUCUGGUCGCUUCCCUUUGGAAGCAUGAAGAAGAAGAAGAGUUUGAUUGAUUGAUUGAAAAACAAACUGUAGUGAAGUCAGGCGGUACUCCUGCUCGGGGCUUGAACCUGGAUCUUUUCUGUUCAACCCAACACUUUAGCCAAGAGAUCCAAAACCUCUUGACGAGGUCACUAAGUGUUGGGUUAUGUUAAACGACGGUGAAGUGAGACAUUUUUACCUUAGCUCUUAACAUUCACACACACUCCACUGAAGCUGAGCGUUUCCUAAAAUGGACACCAUACCACUGUUUACACUAUCUGACCACGCUGUUAUUACACUCACAGGGAGCUAGUCACAGAAAGAGAGCCCAUCCCCGAACUUUAAAAUGGUGAAAGCCUUCAGUGAUGCUGCCCAUACUAAAACUGGCUUUGUGGCCAGUGUGCCCUCUAUCUAUCUCUAUGGCCUCAGCCCUUCCCCUGUCUAGUCCAGACAUGCUGUGGGACUCAUUAACUCCUCAAAGCUCAGUGUUUGAAAUGAAACCAGAAGCCAAACGGUGGUAUUAUUAGACAUCAUGUAUUUUUGUAUGAAAAAAGGCAAAGAUUUUAAAAUACAUGACUCAAAAGAGGAAUAAAUAAAAUGAAUAAAUUAGAUAUUAUUUUUUUGUUGAUGAAGAAUGAAGGAGCUUUCAAUGAUUUUAGAAUUUUCCAUUUGAUCAGAUUUAUGUCAAUCUGAUCUUCCCCCCUUGGUGCUUGGGAGAGAGUGGGUUUGUUUCAGAUGGGGACCUUGGUUAGUUCUGUUAUGUCCUGAUGGAGAGGGUGGGUUAGUUCUGUUAUGUCCUGAUGGAGAGGGUGGGUUAGUUCUGUUAUGUCCUGAUGGAGAGGGUGGGUUAGUUCUGUUAGGUCCUGAUGGAGAGGGUGGGUUAGUUCUGUUAUGUCCUGAUGGAGAGGGUGGGUUAGUUCUGUUAUGUCCUGAUGGAGAGGGUGGGUUAGUUCUGUUAUGUCCUGAUGGAGAGGGUGGGUUAGUUCUGUUAGGUCCUGAUGGAGAGGGUGUGUUUGUUUCAGAUGGGGAUCGUGGUUUAGUUCUGUUAUGUCCUGAUGGAGAGGGUGUGUUUGUUUCAGAUGGGGACCUUGGUUAGUUCUGUUAUGUCCUGAUGGAGAGGGUGUGUUUGUUUUAGAUAGGGGACCUUGUUUAGUUCUGUUAUGUCCUGAUGGAGAGGGUGGGUUAGUUCUGUUAUGUCCUGAUGGAGACAAUACCUCCCAUUGAAUCUUUAUGACUCCAUGUUAAAGCAGAUUGUGUAUGAGAGAUGUAUUUUAUGCAUUAUGUUGCCAUUAAAUGGGAUCAAGCCCCGUU